AGGCCGUGGAGGACCUUGAGGGUCAACUGCUGGACCGAGCGUCUGCUAUUGCGAAGGAGCUUAAGCAGGAGCUUCGAAAUCCACUUGAUCCGCGUCCGUUGGGAAUUCCUUUGGGGUGUCUUCCGCUUGACCAUGACGAACGCUUUCACGCUCUGGAGGACGGCUAUCGCGAGCUUGGCGCUGACCCUGGCAACAGGGGCAAAAAGGAUGAAAUUAUUGAUCAGCUGAAUGAGCGAGCGCUUGAGCUGGCACAAGAAAUGCAUGACAGGGAGCGCAGUGUCUUGGAUCAGUACCCCGAGGGUGUUCCGCUAUCGGCACUCCCGUUAAACAACGAUGAGGAAUUUACUGCGUUAGAGACUGAGACUCGUGCGCUUCGGAGCUCCCCAAUCAGCCGGGGCAGGGCUUUAGCACGGCUGAAGGAGCUAGAGGAUGCGAUGAAUCGGCGUGCAGCAGAGCUAGCCAAUGAUUCUCGCAAGGCGUUUUGUGAUCCCGAGCCCGAGGGUAUUCCUUUAACUUUGCUAGGACUUGGAGCCGAUGAAGAAUUUGCAAGGAUGGAGGAGGAGCUUCGGUACCUUCGAAAGGAUCCGGACGCGAACAAGGAAACCAUCAAAAAUAUUGAGUUUGACCUGAACAACCGAGCGCAUGAGGUUGCGAAAGGGAUGCUGGAGGAAGAUCGCGGCUACUUGGUCUCCGAUUUGUGCGGUGUGCCGCUUUCUGCGCUGCCAAUUGGUAGUGACCCGACAUUUAAAGCGUUGGAGGUGCAGCGCGCGAAGCUCAGGGCAACGGACGGGCUCCGCGAUGCCCGUAAAAUCAGGGAUCUUGAAGAGAAACUAAAUGAACGUCUAAGGAUACUUGCCGAGGAGCAGAAGGCGGAAGACCUCUCCGGUAUUGACAGAGAACCCGAGGGCGUCCCGCUAAGCCACCUGAUGCUACACGAAGAUGAUGCCUUUGUUGCCAUGGUGGACGAGAUUCGUAAGCUAAAGAAGGAUCCAAAGAGGAACAUAGAGGCUAUUGAAGACAUGCGGGAUCAGAUGAAUGACCGCGCCCAUGAGAUAGCGCAGGAAAAGUUAAGAGCGGACCGUGCAUUUCUUGACAAGAAUCCCCAGGGCGUUCCAUUGGACAUCCUUCCGCUGAAAACGGAUCCCAAGUUCCGCAAACUAGAGGCCGAGCGUGCGAAGCUAAAGGCACAGGACCUCCGGCGCAAUGCGGGCAGGAUUCGUGAUUUGGAGGCUCAGCUUAACGAUCGCGUCAAUGACUUGGCAACGGAAGAAAAGAACGAUGCUUUAAAGUCUCUUGAUCAAGUACCGCUUGGGUUGCCAAUUGCUUUGCUUCACCCGCACGAUGAUCUAGAGCUUGGGGAUCUGAUUUCAAAUCUUUGGGACUUAAAUAAGCAUCCGGGCGCCACAAGUGAAGAGAAGGAUAAUCUGCAACGCCAUAUGAAUGAUCGGUUGCUUGAAAUGGCGGCGGCUUAUCUGGAGCAUGACCGCAGAUAUCUAGAGGGGAAUCCCUCUGGUGUUCCACUGGAGUUGUUGCCCCUUACUUCCGAUCCAGGAUUUCACACAUUGGAGGUCCAGCGGGCGAUAUUGAAAGAGAAAGAUCCACGUCGAAAUUUAGCAAGGAUUGCAGAUUUGGAGAAAAAGUUGAACGAGCGCGCGUCACAGCUUGCAGAAGACCGAAAGCGUCAGGAAUUGGAAGGUCUUGACAGAGAACCCGAGGGUAUUCCACUGAGUGCCCUUGAUCCUCACAGUAACCGUGAAUUUGCCUUCCUUGUGGACCAGCUGCGAAAAAUGCCUAAUCGCUCUGACGAGGACCCCAGAGUGGCACAGCUGAAGGACGAAAUGAACGCACUUGCUCACGUUAUAGCAACGGAAAUGAAGCUAAAUGACCGUGCAUUUCUUGACAAGAAUCCCCAGGGUGUUCCCUUGGACAUCCUUCCGCUGGACACGGAUCCCAAGUUCCGCAAACUAGAGGCCGAGCGCGCGAAGCUAAAGGCGCAGGAUCCCCGGCGCAAUGGGAGGCUGAUAUUAGACCUGGAAAACGCAAUGGCCGAUCGUUGUCAUGAACUUGCUGCUGAUCAGCUGCGUGAGGACCUGACUGGUGUUGAUGUGCUGCCUCGUGAUAUACCCCUUGAAUUGCUUCUGCCUCACAGCGACCCGACGUUUUCGGCGUUGGUGGAUGACCUUCGGGCUCUGAAAAAGGACCCCGAGGAGAACGCGGAUGCCAUCGAGACGGUCCUCUGUGCGAUGAAUGAUCGUGCAGACGAUUUGGCGGCAGCACAGCUUGACCGUGGUUUCUUGAACCAAGCCCCUGCGGGUGUUCCUCUGGAGAUUCUGCCGCUGGACUCAGAUGCCGAAUUCCAUUCGAUGGAGACGGCACGUGUGAAGCUUAAGCUGAGUGAUCCCCGGCGUAACGCGAAGAAGAUUAGGGACCUCGAGGAAGAAAUGAACGCUCGGGCGCAUGAGCUGGCGAAGGACCAACUUGCGGAAGACCUUGCUGGAGUGGAUGCUGCGCCGGAGGGUAUUCCCUUGUCACUGCUAAAGUUGACGGAAGACGGGGUCUUUGCGUCAAUGGUUCCGUGGCUGCGUGAGCUGAAAAAGGAUCCUGAGGCAAAUGCUGAGCAAAUCCGAAACUUGGAGGACAAGAUGAACAACCGAGCGUACGAGCUUGCUGAUGCGCUGUUAGAGGGUGAUCGCGGUUAUCUGGACGGCGCGCCAGAGGGCGUACCGCUUGAGGAGCUCCCGUUAACAAAUGACGAUGUCUUUGCCUUGAUGGAGGUGGAGCGUGCGAAGCUUAAGGCGCAAGAUCCAAAGCGUAAUGCUGCAAGGGUGGCAGAAUUGGAGUUGCAGUUAAAUGAGAUGGCAGCCAAGCUUGCGAGGAAUGUUCUUGCGGAAGACCUCAAAGGCUUUGCCAGCCAGUACGAGGGGGUUGCUACGGAGCAACUGAAGCCCCACAACGACCGAGAGUUUGCUUCUUUGGUGCCGGAGCUUCGUCGUCUAAAGAAGGAGGGCCCGAAGAAUGUACUUCGGAAUCACAUGGAGGAAAUGGACAACCGUAUCCGUGAGAUUGCGAAGGAAUUUUUGGAUGGCGAUCUUUGGUUCCUUGACAAGGUGCCUGAGGGCGUGCCGCUGGAGUACGUGCCGCUGGCGGGUGACGAGAAGUUUGAGGAAUUGCGUCAUGAGCGAGCGGCACUCAAGGCGGAUGAGCCACGGAAAAAUGCUGAUCGCAUCAAGGAGUGCGAGGAUGCCAUGAAAAAGAGGUCCCAUGAGCUUGCUCGAGAUGUGAGGGAAAGGGACCUUGACGGAAUCGAAAGGAAGCCGUACGACAUUCCACUGGAUUGUCUGCCGCUUCGCGAGGACCCCGUCGCCUCCAAACUUAUUUCAAGGCUGCGUGAGGCGAAGAAAGGCGUGGGCAGCCCCGCAGGGAAGGGGGCAGUUUCCAAACUUCAGGAUGAGUUGGGCGAGCGCGCGCGUGGGCUUGCGUGGGACGCGCUUGCUGGUGACCGCGGGAAAUACCUGGAUAAUAAUCUUGAGGGCGUUUCCUUGAGCUGCCUUCCACUGGACACGGACCCUCAGUUCCACGGCCUGGAGGUGGAACGCGCGCAAUUAAAGCUUGCGGAUCCUCGAGGGAAUGCGAAGAGGAUUGAGGAUGCUGAGGAACGGCUCAAUGACCGCGCCCGUGAACUGGCACGGAAGCAACUAGAGGAUGAUAUUGCUGGUUUGGACCUGUCGUCCGUAGACAUGCCAAUGGACGUGUUGCGUCCGCACCGUGACGCAGAGUUUACCGACGCUGCUGUGAAGCUUCGCGAACUGAAAAAGGAUCCGCGCAGAAACGAGAAAAAGAUAAGGGAUUUGGAAAAGGGCAUGAGCGAACGUGUUGGAGAGCUUAUGCGGGAGGUGCUGGAGGGAGAUCGCGCGUUUCUCGAUCCGGAUCCUGAUGGCGUUCCUCUCUCCGACCUUCCAAUCAACGAGGACCAAACCUUUCGUGCGAAGGAGGUGAAGCACGCGGAACUAAAGGCGAGGGAUCCCGUCAAGCAUGCUGAUGCGAUUGCGGCGCUAGAGAACGAGUUGAACCAACGCGCGCAUGAGUUGGCCUUGGAUCAGCUCAAAGAGGAUCUUCGGGACCUGGACGAUACACCGCAGGGCGUUCCG
Messenger RNA from Trypanosoma cruzi, 4148 nucleotides. Its product is annotated as calpain-like cysteine peptidase, putative. Lineage: Eukaryota; Euglenozoa; Kinetoplastea; Trypanosomatida; Trypanosomatidae. The annotation marks the transcript as partial. The transcript has a single exon. The record is from RefSeq and is a predicted model, not a curated record.